Messenger RNA from Acanthocheilonema viteae, 345 nucleotides. Lineage: Eukaryota; Metazoa; Nematoda; Chromadorea; Rhabditida; Onchocercidae. The record is from the annotation of a GenBank genome assembly.
AUGUCAGUGGCAUCGUGUACUGGUGGUGGUGUUGUAUUAUUUCGAAUUUCAUCACCAGCUUAUUCGGUUGUUCGUAACUUGCUACGGCCAAGGCGGAAUAUACCAUUCCGAGGAAUUUACAAAACUGAGGGCGACCUGGUUUAUUUGAAAAGAGAUCGAGGCGGACAACUAUUACUUAAAGCGAUAACAGAUGGUCGCGUAAUGAUUACUCAAGAAAAAAUAAAUCCAGACUUCUCUAUACCCGAAAUGUUAUCCUAUGAAGGUAUGGAGGAAAUUUAUAAAUUAACAUUCAAUGUGCUCCCAUUGGAUAUGUCACAGUCGUUCAGUGUGUCCGGCGAUAUCUAA